GGGGGGGAAAGGCGUAACGAACAUUUACACCAACUCAAUCAGUGUAGAAGACUCUACUUCGAGCUUUCUUGAAAGGAUGUAUGAGUUGGAAUUCACUGAGCCAUGUAGCUCAAGACGCGGAAUGUCUGUUGAGGAUAAACGCGCAUUAGAGCAGAUGGAGUCAUCUAUCGUUAAAUGUGGUUCACAUUAUCAACUCAAUUUACCAUGGAAAAGCGCAUGCCCAAAUUUGCCAAACAACUAUCCUGUCGCUUACCGAAGACUGAUGUCAUUGCGCAAAAGGCUCGUUGCCAACCCAGAGUUACAUCAGAUGUACACAGCUGCCGUUGAAGAGUACGCGUCGAGUGGGUUUGUGGAAAUGAUUGACCUAGGACCGCUUGGUGAUAAAAAAGGCGUUUGGUAUAUGCCACAUCACGCUGUGACGCACCCCAACAAGCCCGGGAAAGUCCGUGUCGUUUUCGACUGUGCCAGCACCUACCAGGGUACUUCAUUAAACCAACAAUUGUUGAAAGGGCCCGACUUAGUGAACAGUCUGGUUGGCGUUUUACUGAGAUUCAGAAUGGACAAAGUGGCGGUAACUGCCGAUAUAGAAGCCAUGUUUCACCAGGUAAUGGUGACACCGAAAGAUAGAGACUAUUUGCGUUUCUUGUGGUGGCCAAAGGGCCGAUUGCACGAAUCACCGAAAGCGUUCCGCAUGACGGUCCAUCCCUUCGGUGCAACCUCCUCGCCAUGCUGCGCGUCAUUUGCACUCAGAAGGACCAUAGAAGAUUGCAGAACUGAGUAUCCGGAGUCGACGCUGAACCUGAUGCAGCGAUGUUUCUAUGUCGACGAUUGCCUGUUUAGCUGUGGUAGCCGGGAAGAAGCUAGUCUCCUCAUUACACAAUUUGAAGCGAUUGCAUCCAAGGGUGGGUUUCACUUACGGAAAUGGAAGUGUAACGAUGAUCAAAUUCUGCAACAAAUGAUGACGAGUGCGUCUGCCAACGAAUCAGUCCAGUUGACUUUACAGUCCGAGAAUGUACAACCUACGUUGGGACUAAAAUGGCACUUGUCAGACGAUUGCAUAACAUUUAGCCUGAGAAAGUUCGAAGGGGAUUGCACUCGAAGAUCGAUUCUGUCUUUCAUCGCCGCGAUUUAUGACCCACUAGGUCUGAUAGCACCGGUACUGUUGCGUGCCAAGCAGCUGUUGCAAUCCUUCGUACGAAGAGGAUUUGCUUGGGAUAUACAGGUAGACGGACCGGAACGGGAGGAAUGGUAUUGCUUCCUGCGGGACACCCAGCUACUAGAGCGACUGAGGAUUCCUCGGUGUGUUAGACCGAAGCCAUUCACCGACGACGACAUGCAGCUGCAUUGUUUCUCAGACGCUUCAGAACAUGGAUACGGAGCGGCAGUUUACGUCAGGAUUGUUGGCCGAAAUAAUCAGAUUUGGUCUACUCUCAUUAUGGGAAAGUCGCGUGUAUCGCCGAUAAGAGCAGUUACAAUACCGCGUCUAGAAUUAACCGCCGCGGUCCUUGCCGUCCGGUUAGCCAUUCAAGCAGUUGAGGAGUUGCAGCUAGACAAACCUCCGAUAUUUUGGACUGACUCGAUGGUGGUGCUGCAGUUGAUCCGGUGCACGACCAAGAGAUUUACAACGUUCAUCGCGAACAGACUGUCCGAGAUACAUCAGUUCUCCGACCCGAAGCAGUGGAGAUACGUCGAAACAUCUGCGAAUCCAGCCGACAUAGCCUCUCGCGGAUUACGGGUGUGUGAUGGAGUUCAAAUGGGGAAAUGGCUUGAAGGAGCCUAUUUCUUACGCCUCAAAGAAGUCCAUUGGCCCAAACUUCCGGAAAGUUUAAGCGAAAUCCCGAAUGAGUGGCUGAAGAAGGAGCAUGUUACAGUCCAUAGUGCAACAUUAACGAACACUUGGUUAGACAGGUUCGCAAGCUGUAGUAGCUGGGUCAAGCUCAAACGAUGUGUAGCCACAUUACUCAGAUUUAAACGGUACUUGCUGAAAAGAUGCGGAAGAGGUCUGAAUAACCCGACUGAUGGUCGUUUGACGUUAUCUGAACUAAACGAGGCCGAAGUGGAGAUAGUGAGAAACGUGCAACAGAUCUCCUUCGCGGAAGAGAUUAAAGUACUGGGAGCGAAUCGACAGAAAGAAGCAGUUAGAUGUUUGAAACGUUCCAACUGUUCGUUGAAGGGACUCUGCCCAUUUUUGAUUAACGGCAUCCUACGAGUUGGUGGCAGACUGAAUUGGGCACCAUUGCCGUAUGACGCUAGGCAUCCUGUCCUGCUACCUGCCCAACAUUACGUGACUAGACUAAUUAUCUUAGAUUGCCACGAGAGAAACGGUCACGUCGGCGUGUCUCACGUCCUUUCUGAACUGCGUCAGCGCUAUUGGAUUUUGCAUGGUGUUUCAGCAGUCCGCAAGGUCCUGAAGGCAUGUGCACGCUGCAUGAUAUGGAAGGCUCAGCCUUGUGAACAACAGAUGGCCCCUCUCAUAGAGGAUCGUUGUAUGGCAUACCAACCGGCGUUUACGGCUGUUGGGGUUGACUAUUUUGGACCACUACUGGUGAAGGAAAAACGAACAACGGGGAAACGGUACGGUUGUAUAUUUACUUGCCUCUCAGUAAGAGCGGUACACAUAGAAAUAACGCACGCUAUGGAUACAGAUUCUUUCUUGUGCGCCUUCUCAAGAUUUGUCUCGCGACGUGGCGUACCGCUGAGAGUGUACAGUGACAAUGGACAGAACUUCCGUGGAGCUGAGGGUGAACUGAGAGGUAUAAUACGAUCAUGGAAUCAAGAUAAAUUGAGCCGAAUGUUGAACGACAGGAACUGCGAAUGGAUAUUCAAUCCGCCCUAUGCGAGUCAUCGUGGAGGAGCGUGGGAACGUCUGAUCCGUUCAAUACGGACGAUACUUAGAGUGAUACUCGGUAAUCGGCUUGUUAACGAUGAAAUUCUUCAGACAACCUUAGUGGAGGUGGAAAGAAUACUUAACCAGCGACCCUUGGUACCCAAUCCCGGUCACCCCGAUGAGUUCGGUGCUAUAUCGCCCAGCCAAUUAUUGACCUUAACAGCAGACAGGGCACUGGACCCAGAGCAGGCACGAAUUCCCCACAGGCUGACGAGACAAUGGCGCCAAGUGCAGCAGCUGUCCGAUGAAUUUUGGAAAAGGUGGUUAACUUGUUAUUUGCCGAUUUUGCAGUUUCGUCAAAAGUGGCACACAAAGAGGCGCAGUUUACGGAGAGGUGAUCUUGUUCUAAUCGCCGAUGUACGCACGCCAAGAGGUCUGUGGCCAAAGGGCAUAAUAGAAGAAGCGAAGGCUGGGCGCGAUGGACUGGUCCGGGAAGUUCUGAUACGUACAAACAAAGGAACAUUACGGAGAGACGUACGACAAGUGUGUCUAUUAGAGGAGACUUUGGACGAAGAAUUCAGCGAGGAGGCCAAAGACGCUGGGGGAGUGUGAAUUCUAAAUUCUCGAUUCUGAACUAUACUACUGCACAUUUACCAGUAGUUCAAUUUCUUUAUAUUUUUCCCGUUGGACGGUGUGGUACUCGAGUUUACCUGUUCAUGCACAAAUGUUCGGCUUUAACAAACUGAUAAAACCCUGCAAUUUUUCUGCAUUUAUUAUCUUUCUUUUUCUUUGCUUAAUUGUUGUGAACUUACGGUUUGCGUCUCAUCGGUUGUAAUUUGUUUUACUGUGCCAAUUUUACGGACUAUUCGCCAUUUGCGCAGACUUAACUGCUGACGUGGAAUAAUUGCUGCCCGAAUUAGCGAGUCGCAUUACCUAUUCGUGAGUUAAUUGUAUUCUUUUUUGUUUAUUACUGCUAUUGUAGAACCACGGUUAUUCAGUAUACUCAUUCCGCCCAC
Messenger RNA from Dicrocoelium dendriticum, 3843 nucleotides. The record is from the annotation of a GenBank genome assembly. Lineage: Eukaryota; Metazoa; Platyhelminthes; Trematoda; Plagiorchiida; Dicrocoeliidae.